Molecule: messenger RNA, 411 nt
Organism: Lolium perenne
Lineage: Eukaryota; Viridiplantae; Streptophyta; Magnoliopsida; Poales; Poaceae
Source: RefSeq, a predicted model, not a curated record
AUGCCGCAUGGUCCAUCGGCGGCCAGGGCGCCUUCCACCGCUGCAUUUGCGACCGGCGCUCGCCAGGUGCUCGACACAAUGGCCACAAGUGUUGAUGAUGACACAUUUUUAGAAACAAUGAAUGUUGGCUCCUCCUUCGCACAAGCAUAUGUGGAUGAAAGGCAAAAUGAGUAUGUAAACCUUGCUCGCGAUGAAGUGUUGGCGAAAAAAAAGAGCAUUGGCAAACUGUAUGAAGGGCAUGAGUGCACCUAUGAGUGUGUUUGGAGGUAUGAAUGCCAUGGGAGGAUAGGUGGCUAUGGAGGCAUGGGUGGCUACGGCGGCAUCGGGGCCUAUGGAGGCAUGGGAGGUCAACCUGGUGGCUAUGGCGGCAUGGGUGGCUAUGGAGGAUUGGAGGCAUGGAUGCAUCGAUGA